AUGUCUAGCUAUCAAAAUGCCGAGAGUCUCUCCCUCAUGGCCGGUCCAGAAAGGACACCGCUCAAAGUGAAGAUCCGCAAGCUCAUCACUCCAUCCACCCUCUCAUGUGGUAUGGUGGUAGACAUUCUGGAUGCCCCGGGAAAUCUGUCUUUACCCACGACGGCCUUUUUGAAGCUCUAUGAUCGGCGAUUCGCGACACAGCGCCGUCAAGAUCAAAAGGUGGACGACCCGUGGACUCCCGACAUUGACCUUGAGCUGCUUGAAUAUUCACGAAACGGGGAGGCGGGAAAGUUCCUGGUCGACUAUGACGAUGACCCAGAAAACAAUGAGUUCGACGAUGACUGGCCCCGCGCCAGGAAGGAGACGUAUCUUGCAGACCUUAUGAAGGAGCAAUUCGAGACAGAGACCAAGGUUUAUGAUGCGCUCAUCAAGCAUCAAGGAAACUACAUUCCCAAGCUUUUUACGACUGUGAUUCUGGAUUUCAGCACUGAAAAAGACGCGAGCCGACCCCCCCAUCUCUUCUAUGCCUACGGAAUAUUGAUAGAGUUCAUUGAUGGGUUCAUGGCUUCGGAAAUCAACCAGUUUGUCGAGCAAAAAGAUUGGGAAUUCCUAGUGAACGAGGCAUCUAAAGUCGUUGGGGCUGUAUUCAACAACGUGCCUAUUGUUAAUGAAGACAUACGGCCGGCCAACAUGAUGAUUUGUCAAACAGAUGGAGAGCCUAGAUACCGAUUAGUCUUAAUUGACUUUGGACAGUGUGAGUUUAGGGAUGGGGAGACCGAUGCGGAAUGGGGACGAAUAAAGCAUACGCAGGAUGAGGAGGGUGCUAUGGGAUAUGUCCUUGUGUUACAAUUGCGGAACAAGACUGGGGUUGAAGUAAAUACGUGGAUUGAUUUUGCAGAGACAGAAGAGGAAACAUUGCAUUUGAUGUCAAAGGAUAUAGAAAAGACGGCUGAUAGUUAA
Clonostachys byssicola is the source of this 960-nucleotide messenger RNA. The record is from the annotation of a GenBank genome assembly. NCBI's taxonomy places the organism in Eukaryota, Fungi, Ascomycota, Sordariomycetes, Hypocreales, Bionectriaceae.